This is a messenger RNA of Cokeromyces recurvatus, 1635 nucleotides long. RefSeq names its product histidyl-tRNA synthetase. The record is from RefSeq and is a predicted model, not a curated record. Gene Ontology annotation, biological process: mitochondrial translation; histidyl-tRNA aminoacylation. Gene Ontology annotation, cellular component: mitochondrion; cytoplasm. Gene Ontology annotation, molecular function: ATP binding; histidine-tRNA ligase activity. The transcript has 3 exons. The coding region runs from base 1 to 1635 and encodes 544 amino acids. Lineage: Eukaryota; Fungi; Mucoromycota; Mucoromycetes; Mucorales; Mucoraceae.
AUGUCUACCACAGAUCGUAAACAACAAUUGAGUCAAUCGAUUGAAGCUCAAGGACAAAAAGUGCGUCAAUUAAAAGCAGAUAAAGCAGAAAAAGCUGUUAUUGAUCAAGAAGUACAAGCUCUUUUAGCACUUAAAAAAGAAUUAGCCGAACUUGAAGGUACCGCUAAUGUCACCAAGAAGCCUACCAAAACCAACUUUACCUUAAAAACACCAAAGGGUACCAAAGAUUAUAAUGAUAAGGAUAUGGCUAUUCGUGAAAAGGUCUUUAAUACUAUUACUAAAGUUUUUAAAAAACACGGUGCUGUCACUAUAGACACUCCCGUCUUUGAACUCAAGGAAAUCUUGGCUGGCAAAUAUGGUGAGGACAGUAAACUUAUCUAUGACUUGGCUGAUCAAGGUGGUGAAGAAUGUUCAUUGCGUUAUGAUUUGACAGUACCCUUUGCCCGUUUUGUAGCUAUGAAUGGUAAAGAGCACCAAAAUAUCAAGCGUUACCAAAUUGCUAAGGUCUACCGUCGUGACCAACCUGCGAUGACAAAGGGUCGUAUGCGUGAAUUCUAUCAAUGCGAUUUCGAUAUCGCUGGUGUGUAUGAUCCUAUGAUUCCAGAUUCUGAAAUUUUGCGUAUCCUGUGUGAGGCCCUGACUGCGUUGGAUGUUGGAAAGUUUACUGUCAAGUUGAAUCAUCGUAAGAUUUUAGAUGGUAUCUUUGAGGUAUGUGGUGUACCUGUUGACAAUAUUCGUCCUAUUUCAUCUGCAGUUGAUAAGUUGGAUAAAUUACCUUGGGCAGAUGUGAAGCGUGAGAUGGUUGAGGAAAAGGGACUUGCUGAAGAGGCAGCUGAUAAGAUUGGUGAAUACGUGAAGCAUAAGGGGGGUCGUGAUCUUUUAGAAAAGCUCAAGCAAGAUACUGUCUUGAUGGCCAACAAGAGUGCCGCUGAAGGUUUGAAGGAUAUGGAAAUCUUGUUUGAUUAUUUAGAAAUCUUUGAGGUCAUGGAUAAAAUGUCAUUUGAUCUUAGUUUGGCUAGAGGUCUUGAUUAUUAUACAGGUAUUAUCUAUGAAGCCGUUACCGAGAAGUCUGCACCUCCCAAGUUGGCUGAAGGGAUUGUGAAUCGCAAGAAGGAAGGUACAGAUGAGUUGGAUGAAUCUACUGUAGGUGUAGGUUCUAUUGCUGCUGGUGGUCGUUAUGAUAACCUUGUGGGUAUGUUCUCAGGCACCAACAAGAAGGGUCAGCCCAACUUACAAAUCCCUUGUGUGGGCGUUUCAAUUGGUGUUGAACGUGUCUUUUCUAUUUUGAUGUCUAAGCAAAACCCUCAACAGAUUAAGAGUAAUGAAACUGAAGUCUAUGUAAUCGCUGUAGGUGAUGGUCUUUUGAAGGAACGCAUGGCGAUUGCUAAACAACUCUGGGAUGUUGGUAUUAAAGCUUCUUAUAUGUUCAAGAACAAGCCUCGACUUGAUAAACAAUUUGAUGUUUGUGAAAAGGAUAUGAUCCCAUUGGCCAUCAUUAUCGGUAAAGAUGAAUUGGAAAAAGGUCAAGUUCGUAUUAAAGACAUGAGAUCCAAGAAUGAAGCACAAGGAGGUGGUAUCGUCAUUCAACAAGCUGACAUGAUUAAAGAAAUUAAAGAAAGACUUGCCCAUUUAUAG